UUCUCGUAAUUUUGAUCAAACGCGUUCCCUUUACUUCCUUCAAUUACGCUUCUGUGUCCGCGUUCCCUUUUUCUAAAGAAAACACCAAAACCGAGUCACACACAACACACAAACACACCCUCCUCUGAGUCAUGGACUCGUUCUUCGCUGCUACUGCUCCAUAGGAAAGAAAAGAAAAGAAGAGAGAGCCGUUGACAAAAAUAAGAAACAUGAAUUCCCGAUUUGCCCUUCGCCACCCUCUCAAUUUUCCAAUCAUUGCCAUCACCACAAAACGUUCACUCGUCGGAGCAAACCACACCUCCGCACGCUUCUGCAGCCGAUAAAAACCAGAUACACCAAAUGCCAUUUUUCUUUUGAAUAAAUUUUCUUCAGACAUUCCAUUCAUUCUUUUUUCCUUCAAUUUCUGAGUGCUCAAUUGUUCAUAAUCAUACAUUUUUUUCUAUACAUACAUACAUACCUAAUUUUCGAGAGCGAGGGUGCAGAAUCGGGUUCUAUGGAACCUGCCUUAGGGAAACCGGGCUUCUUCCGGAACGUAAUGGUACGGUUACUAGUCUUCGGUGUUUUUGUUGUCAUUGUACGUUUCGCUUACGUCAUUACUGUCGCCGGAGAAUCCUGCACCGUCGGCGAUUUCUGCUUCUUCUCUAUCCCGCAGAGAGUUAACCUCGCCGUCGCCGGCGCCGGAUCCGGCAGAGGCCCCCUCGCCGCACGCACCAUCGCCGUAUCUUCUGGCGAAACUAGCAAGGAGUGGAUCGGCGCCGUGCGGUUCUACUCCUCGGUGUUCCAGGACCUCAUGGCCGGAGGUUACCUCUCUCCGGAGUCGAAGUCGCUCUGCGUGGAAUCUCCGGCUGGACAAGACGUCGUGGCGCUGAGGGAGAUCGGCGUCGUUGACGCCGUCGGAAUUGCGAAAAAACCGUCGAAGCCGCUGGUGAAGUCCGGCGAGGGUAAGCGGAUUCCGUUUGGCGAGGAUUCGUUCGAUUUCAUCUUCUCCGCCGCCGGAGGGAUUGAGCGGUCAUCGGCGCCGGUUGAGUUCGCGGGGGAGGUCGGCCGGACGCUGCGACCGGGAGGUAUUGCUGUUUUCCAUGUAAAGGCGAACGAUACUUACAGCUUCAAUUCAUUUGUCGAUUUAUUCAAUUGUUGCAAAGUAGAAAAAUCUCAUGAUAUAGAAGGGUUUGAUUCAUCAAUGCCUCACAUUAGAGAAAUUGUUCUGAGAAAAGAAGGUGCUAGGGUUAGUUCUGAUCCCAAAUCAGGUUCCAGUUCUAAUGGAAAAUGCUAUGUUCCUGGGUACAAGCAAGAAUUGGUUAACCAUGCUGAGCCUUUGAUUGAAGAGGAACCAUUGAAACCAUGGAUCACUCUCAAGAGGAAUGUGAAGAACAUAAAGUACCUUCCUUCCAUGGUUGAUAUUAGUUUCAAGAAUAGGUAUGUGUAUGUUGAUGUUGGAGCUAGAAGCUAUGGCUCUAGCAUUGGGAGCUGGUUUAGAAAGCAGUAUCCGAAACAGAACAAGACCUUCCAUGUGUAUGCAAUUGAAGCAGAUAAGCAUUUUCACAAGGAGUAUGAGUUGAAGAAAGCGAUCACAUUGCUUCCAUAUGCUGCUUGGGUGAAGAAUGAGACCUUGACAUUUGAGAUUAAUGGCGAUCCUGGCGACAAGGAGAAGGUUGCAGCUGCGAAAGGAAGAGGGAUGGGAAGGAUUCAACCGGUGAAGAAUCCCGGUGGGUUCGAUGGUGGUGAGGUUGAGAGGAUUCAAGGCUUUGAUUUUGCCGAUUGGCUAAAGAACACGGUUUCGGAGAAUGAUUUUGUUGUUAUGAAGAUGGAUGUUGAGGGUACUGAGUUUGAUCUUAUUCCAAGGUUGUUUGAAACCGGUGCGAUAUGUUUGGUUGAUGAGAUUUUUCUUGAGUGCCAUUACAAUAGGUGGCAGAGGUGUUGCCCUGGACAGAGGAGUCCAAAGUAUGAGAAAACAUAUGAUCAAUGCUUGCAGCUAUUCACUUCUCUUAGACAAAGUGGUGUUCUUGUUCAUCAAUGGUGGUAACGAUUUCCAUGUGAUCAUACACACUUCCUGUAUCAUUACUGUUUCUACAUGUUUUUUCUUCAGUUUCAGCAAACACAGAAGAUUCCUCUGUUUUACAAAUUUCAUUACCUGUAACAGUUGCAAAUGAGAAUGAAAAUCAUCUCUUUAUACAUCAA
Messenger RNA from Arachis stenosperma, 2178 nucleotides. RefSeq lists its product as uncharacterized. Bases 494 to 2023 code for a protein of 509 amino acids. NCBI's taxonomy places the organism in Eukaryota, Viridiplantae, Streptophyta, Magnoliopsida, Fabales, Fabaceae. The transcript has a single exon. The record is from RefSeq and is a predicted model, not a curated record.